Ostrea edulis (European flat oyster) is the source of this 2727-nucleotide messenger RNA. RefSeq names its product protein white-like. The coding region runs from base 13 to 1941 and encodes 642 amino acids. Gene Ontology annotation, cellular component: plasma membrane. Gene Ontology annotation, molecular function: ATP hydrolysis activity; ATP binding; ABC-type transporter activity. Lineage: Eukaryota; Metazoa; Mollusca; Bivalvia; Ostreida; Ostreidae. The record is from RefSeq and is a predicted model, not a curated record. The transcript has 20 exons.
ACAGCAGGAACUAUGUCUGAAUAUUACCAAGAUCCCGAGCUGGGCUUUCCGCAGAAAGAUUACGAUGAGGACCACAGCAGCCAGGUGUAUCCUGUCACCCUGUCCUGGAAGAACUGCAACGUCUUUGCUUUACCGAAAAGAAAGCCAUGCUGUCUCUGUAACAAGGGGGACGUGGAGCCCAAAAGAAUUCUAACAAAUGUUAGUGGAAUAAUAAAACCCGGCAGACUUACAGCUGUUAUGGGAGCAAGUGGUGCUGGGAAGACUACGUUGAUGAACAUGCUGACGUUUAGAAACAGAGGAUCACUAGUCAUUCAGGGGGAUAUAAAAGUUAAUGGCGUACUGAUGGAGAAAGAGAAAAUGGCUAAUCUGUCGGCUUAUGUUCAGCAAGAUGACCUGUUCAUUGGAACCAUGACUGUUCGUGAACAUCUCGUGUUUAGAGCAAUGCUAAAAAUGGACGGACGAACUUCAACAGCCGAAAAACGUCAACGCGUAGAAAAAGUAAUACAAGAGCUUGGUCUCACUAAAUGCGCGGAUACACUGAUUGGAGUCCCAGGAAAAGUAAAGGGAAUUUCUGGUGGAGAAGUGAAGAGACUUUCUUUUGCAUCCGAGAUGAUAACAAAUCCCCCUUUGAUGUUUUGUGACGAGGUUACUUCCGGUUUGGAUUCGUUCAUGGCUCAAAGCGUGGUGCAGUCCCUAAAAACAAUGGUUCAUACCGGACAUACGAUUAUGUGCACCGUCCACCAACCCUCUUCUGAAGUGUUUGAAUUAUUUGACGAAAUUAUACUCAUGGCCGAAGGAAAAGUGGCAUUCUCGGGACCUGUUACACAUGCCCUGGAUUUCUUCAAAAACAUUGGACAUCCAUGUCCAGUAAACUAUAACCCAGCCAAUCAUUUUAUACUCACACUUGCAAUAGUUCCUGGAUAUGAAACUGAUUGUAAGGGACGGGUCGAGAAAAUUUGUGACUUCUACAAUAGCAACGUUACAGCAUCCAAAAAAGUCGAUCAUUACGAGCAGAGCAUGGAUCCGUAUGAAAGAAGAAUCUCAGAAAAAGUUCUGGAAGAAUCCAUCCAAUCGUUAUCGAGUAGUGGGCCAUCAUACUUUCAACAGCUGAGGUGCGUCAUGUGGAGAACGUGGAUAACGACCGUACGAGAACCCAUGCUAGUCAAAAUAAAAUUCAUCCAAACACUAAUUAUCGCGUUGUUCAUUGGACUGGUAUAUCUAAAGACGACCAAUGACUACCAUCAAGAGGAUAUUAUGAAUAUAAACGGAGUUAUCUUUCUUCUCAUCAUCAGCUUUACAUACAACAGCUUGUUUCCCGUCCUAAAUGUUUUCCCGAAAGAAAUCCCUGUAUUUCUCAGAGAGCACGGAACAGGUUUAUACAGAGUGGAUGUGUAUUAUAUCACCAAAAUGCUUGUCGAGAUUCCAUUCAUCGUCACGAACUCUGCGAUGAUCAUCGCCAUUGUGUACUGGAUGAGUGGCCUGGAACACGAUAUUUACGCCUAUGUGAACGCAACCAUCAUCUCAAUCCUGACGUCAGCUGCAGCGUCAUCGUUCGGGUAUACAAUCUCUGCGGCGUCGCCCUCUGUUACCAUAGCUCUGACACUGGGACCACUAUUGAUGACGCCAUUUCUUCUUUUCGGAGGAUAUUUUCUUAAUAACGGGAGUGUGCCAGUUUAUUUUCUAUGGAUCAAGUAUACAUCGUGGUUUUUAUACAGCAAUGAGCUGAUGAUUACAAAUCAGUGGAGAGACAUCAGUCACAUCAGUUGUGAUGAGAUGAAUUCUACUGUGUGUAUUCCGACAGGGAAAUUAGUCAUAGAGAGUCUCAACUAUGAAGAGAAAAAUUUCAACUUUGAUCUCGUCAUGCUAUGUACCAUCACCGUGGUGUACCGGAUUCUAGCGUUCAUCAUCUUACUGAUUAAAUCUAAGCUGUCCAGAUGUUAAGACCUGCUAACAACAGGGGUUCACGUACCUAAUCGAACAAGUUCUCCGCUCAAGGACAUUUGUCAGUAACAAGACCAAUGGUAGCUGUGAUUAGUCUAAAGGAGUUCGCUGUCAUGUUAUUAUGGAACAGUGCAUUCGAAGAUAGACAAAGUUUUCGAUUAAGGAAAGGACUGUUUUAGUACAAAUGAAGUGAAAGCACGUGCAUAGUACCCUUGGUUUAAUAAUGAAGGGUAACUCUGUAUGCAGUUGUCUAUCAGCCGUGAUUCUAUUUCACUGGAUUUUCUUUAUAGUUGACACUAAUGGCAAUAGAUUUCUUCACCUUAGUCUUUCGCUGUUAUAUAUUUAUAUUUAUUUAGUUACGUUGAUGCCUUGUUAGUAUAUUUAUAGAUGUAUGGGGUAUCUUAUAUAUUUCCAAAUCAUGUUUAUUGAUAAUGAUCAUGUAGAAAAUUGUCACGUUAACAUUAGUACGUUUUUGUGACUCGUCAGAGGACUAUAAAUCCGAAUACUGUAUGUGUUUUAAAUUUAGCGGGAUUCAUAUUUUGGUGCAUUUGGCGAUGAAGCAGGAAUACUUAUUCAUGGCUGCACUAAAAUAUGAAAAUCUCUAUUUAUGCAGUAUCAAAGACAGAAAAGGCGGUAUAUUAUGAUAACGGCGAACAGGGUAUCGGUUCUGAUUGUGCCAAAUUUUAAGUACGAAAUUAAGUACACAUACAGUCUUGUAGAAGUCCCUAUUUACUGAUUUGUCUUGUCCUGUUUGUUGUGUUAUCAAAUAAAAUUGAGAAAACUAUG